Perkinsus marinus ATCC 50983 is the source of this 1383-nucleotide messenger RNA. Its product is annotated as MAPK2, putative. Lineage: Eukaryota; Perkinsozoa; Perkinsida; Perkinsidae. Bases 1 to 1383 code for a protein of 460 amino acids. The record is from RefSeq and is a predicted model, not a curated record. Gene Ontology annotation, biological process: intracellular signal transduction; protein phosphorylation. Gene Ontology annotation, cellular component: cytoplasm; nucleus. Gene Ontology annotation, molecular function: ATP binding; MAP kinase activity. The transcript is spliced from 13 exons.
AUGUGGGGGAGAAGGCCUAACAUCAGAGCUCGGAUUCCGAAGGCUCAUCAAGACUGGAAGAUCCCCGAGCAAUAUGAGAUUCGGCAACUGAUCGGCACUGGAAGCUACGGACACGUUUGUGAGGCCUAUGAUAAAUAUAAUCAGAGGAUUGUUGCUAUUAAGAAGAUCCACAGAGUGUUUGAAGAUCUCAUUGACUGCAAGAGAAUUCUCAGGGAAAUUGCUAUACUCAAUAGGCUUGACCACGACCACAUAAUAAAGAUGUUGGAUAUCUGUCCGCCUGAUGACCUCGAGAAUUUCGAUGAACUUUACAUCGUGCUCGAAAUCGCUGAUAGUGAUUUCAAGAAGCUCUUUCGGACGCCGGUUUUCCUCACGGAACUUCACAUCAAGACUCUGUUAUACAAUCUUCUGGUUGGAGUCAAGUAUCUUCACUCAGCGGGAAUAUUACAUCGCGAUUUGAAACCCGCAAACUGUCUGGUUAACCAAGACUGCUCAGUGAAAAUAUGCGAUUUUGGUCUCUCGAGGGCGAUAGGGAUGGAAAAGCAGUUGCACUUACAGCACUUACCUAACACUCCUAGAGAAAUAGAUGUAGUGUGUGGGAUUCGAACCCGGGUCCUUUGGAAAGUACUGGCUUAUCAGGCCGAGGACACAACCGUUGGAGCAGCGUCGACGGCGACGGCCGCCGGGCCGAUAGUCCCUCAUACUCUGAAUUUGAAAAGGCAACUGACUGGGCAUGUUGUGACAAGGUGGUAUCGGGCACCCGAGCUGAUCCUGCUAGAGGAAAACUAUGGCGAGGCAAUAGAUGUGUGGAGUGUCGGCUGCAUCUUCGCUGAGCUCUUGGGAAUGAUGAAAGAGAACGUUGCCUUCCCAUCCGAUAGAGGUCCGCUCUUCCCGGGCAGUAGUUGUUUCCCACUGUCACCUGAUCACAAGCACGCCACAGAUUACAAAUUUCAUACUCGGGGAAAUCGAGAUCAGUUGAAUAUGAUUUUCAAUAUUUUGGGCACACCGUCUGAUGAGGAUAUCGAAGAACUCGAGAAGGAAGAUGCUAAGAGGUAUAUUAGAUGCUUCACGCGCCGCAGCGGGACUGGCAUCAGGGAGAAGUUCAGAGGAUCUUCCCUGGAGGCGUUGGACAUUCUGGACAGAAUGCUCGUUUUCAAUCCUCGUAAACGCAUCACAGUCGAUGAAUGUCUGGAGCACCCUUUUUUCAAGGGAAUUCGAGGGACCGAAACUGUUGCUAAGGAUCAGGUUUUCCUGCAAUUUGAGCUCGAACCUGAACUUGAUGAAAUGCAACUCCGCAAGUACUUCAUAAUGGAGAUGCAGAAGUUCCAUCCGGAUGUACGAUGUACCAAUGCCCGCCAGGUUCCAACGCUCGUAGGCUACUCCUAA